GAAGCGAAAACUGACUUGCUCUCUUCCUUGUCCUUCCUCCUCUUCUUCUGUCUUCACUCGGCUCUUUUUUCUUUCUUCUCUUCUUCUUCUUCUUCUUCUUCUUUCUCCAUCUGCUUAAAUCCGAUUUCAGGUACGCAUUUGACGAUUCGGCAUCCUUUAUUGGCGUUCAGCGAUUGUCUAACCGUUUUUCAGUCUAUUAUCCUCUUGCUAGGGGUGUGCGCGUUUCAUAUUAUCCUUCCGAUACCAGCUUCUUUCGAUCGAAACUUUUUGAUAGUGAUGGAACUGUGCCUUGAAACGAGCAUGAGGAGCUGUGGAAUGGGAUAAUUGUGAUUCAGAGGGUUUUACUUCAUCUAGAGAGGGUGCAUGCUGAAGAUACUACUCUAUCAAAUGAUUAUCAGUAUAUUGGGUUAAAAAGAGUUGCACAUCACGGUUUCAAUUUACUGGUUCCUUACAUGAUUGGGAAAAUGGUUGAGGGGCCAAAGUUUACCGGACUGCUUGGGGGAAACAACAACAAUGACAAUAAUUAUGAUGAUUUCACUCAAGGCUUUUAUCAAAAACUUGGGGAAGGCACAAACAUGUCUAUUGACAGUUUACAGACUAGUAACGCUGGUGGUUCUGUCUCGAUGUCAGUGGAUAAUAGCAGCGUCGGAUCCAGUGAUUCUCUAACCCACAUUUUAAGCCACCCUGGCUUAAAGCCUGUGCGUCACAACUACUCUCUUUCUGUUGGGCAAAGUGUGUUUCGUCCAGGUAGAGUUACAAAUGAACUUAACUCUGAUGCAUUAGUGCAAACCUUGAUGGAUAGUAGGUAUCCAACUGAGGGGCUGGCAAAUUAUGAGGAGUGGACAAUUGAUUUGAGGAAGCUUAAUAUGGGCAUGGCUUUUGCUCAAGGAGCCUUUGGUAAAUUAUAUCGAGGGACAUAUAAUGGGGAGGAUGUUGCAAUUAAGAUCCUGGAGAGGCCUGAGAAUAGCCCUGAGAAGGCACAAGUGAUGGAGCAGCAGUUUCAGCAGGAGGUGAUGAUGCUUGCAACAUUGAAGCACCCAAACAUUGUCCGGUUUAUUGGGGCAUGCCGGAAGCCAAUGGUGUGGUGCAUUGUGACCGAGUAUGCCAAGGGAGGGUCAGUUCGGCAGUUUUUGGCGAGAAGACAGAACCGAGCUGUGCCAUUAAAAUUGGCUGUUAAGCAGGCAUUGGAUGUUGCAAGGGGGAUGGCAUAUGUCCAUGGACUUGGCUUUAUUCACCGGGAUUUGAAGUCAGAUAAUCUUCUUAUAUCAGGGGAUAAAUCUAUAAAGAUUGCAGAUUUUGGUGUUGCACGAAUUGAGGUGCAAACAGAGGGGAUGACACCUGAAACAGGGACAUAUCGCUGGAUGGCCCCAGAGAUGAUUCAACAUAGGCCAUACACACAGAAAGUUGAUGUAUACAGCUUUGGAAUUGUCCUUUGGGAGUUAAUCACGGGUUUGCUUCCCUUCCAAAACAUGACAGCAGUACAGGCAGCAUUUGCAGUGGUGAAUAAAGGUGUAAGGCCGGUUAUCCCUAAUGAUUGUCUCCCUGUGCUGAGUGAGAUCAUGACCAGAUGCUGGGACACCAAUCCUGAAGUCCGCCCACCCUUCACUGAGAUUGUCAGAAUGCUCGAAAAUGCUGAAACAGAGAUACUUACUACCGUGCGCAAGGCCCGCUUCAGGUGUUGUAUGACCCAACCAAUGACAAUCGACUGAUCCAGGAUAGGAGGACGAAGAAGAGAUGGGUGAAGAUAGGGAGGAGAUAACCGUGUAGAUUGCUGGUUUCUGGAUUUUGGCGUCAUUUGAACUGGGGGUAGCUGUAUUGAAGGCAGUAGUUAUAAUUCUAGUAUUAGGGGAGUAUUUAUGUAUGAUCUCCUCGCUAUAUAUAUAUAUAUAUAUAUAUAUAUAUAUAUAAAGAUAUGAUGGAGCCUUGUAUCUGAAUUUCUGUUUAUUGUUCCUGUUAUUUAUAACAAAUGUAAGUGAUCUCUCGAAUCCACAUUCCCCUUCAUUCAUGACUA
Carica papaya (papaya) is the source of this 2011-nucleotide messenger RNA. The record is from RefSeq and is a predicted model, not a curated record. Lineage: Eukaryota; Viridiplantae; Streptophyta; Magnoliopsida; Brassicales; Caricaceae.